CACACAGCAACUCAAAGGGAAAGUGGAAUUGUAACUCUCUGUUAGCAGGUCUUGGAUCAAGUCAGAUGCUAUUUAAUGGUGAUGAAAAGUGCCAUGAAUUAAGAAACCAAGAGCUUCAAAACUGUCAGGGCAAAUUCAUUUAAUCCAGAAAGGAUUACCUGAAAUCUGGAGACUUUUGUUUAAAAGUGAUUGUGCCAAAGCACAAUGGCUACCCGUUUUAUUUUAUUUGUAGCAUGGAUGGCAUGCCUUAUGGUUGGUGUUUGUUGUCAGGAUUCCCAAACACAGCAGAAUUUUCCAGACAUUUCAAAUCCAUCUCAAGAGCUAAAUCAAGAGCCAGCUCAUCGCAUUGUACAGCUGGAUUCUAUCCAAAAUAAUGGAGCACUCAACAUGUCCACUGGCAAUGUAUUAAACAUGUCCCCACCUCCACCAUCUCCCUGUGUAUCCAGAGCUAAGAUCAGACAUGCCUUCAAAUAUGUCACAACCAUUUUAUCCUGUGUCAUUUUCCUUGUGGGAAUUGUCGGCAAUUCUACACUGCUUAGAAUCAUUUACAAGAACAAAUGCAUGAGGAACGGACCCAAUGUUCUCAUUGCCAGUCUUGCUUUGGGGGAUCUUUUCUACAUCCUAAUUGCUAUUCCUAUCCAUAUCUAUAAGCUUCUGGCUGAGCACUGGCCAUUCGGAGUACAUAUAUGCAAACUGGUGCCAUUUAUACAGAAGGCCACCGUUGGUGUUACAGUUUUGAGUCUGUGCGCUCUCAGUAUAGACAGGUACAGGGCAGUUGCCUCCUGGAAUCGAAUUCGGGGCAUUGGAAUCCCUGUUAGGAAAGCUAUAGAACUGACACUGAUAUGGGCUGUGGCAAUCAUUCUUGCUGUCCCUGAAGCGAUUGCCUUCAACCUUGUUGAACUGGAUUUUAGGGGGCAAACAAUUUUGGUCUGCAUGUUGCCAAUGGAACAAACAUCAGAUUUUAUGAGGUUUUACCAGGAAGUCAAAGUUUGGUGGCUCUUUGGAUUUUAUUUCUGCUUGCCACUGGCUUGUACUGGAGUCUUCUACACACUAAUGUCCUGUGAGAUGUUGAGUAUAAAGAAUGGCAUGAGGAUAGCUUUGAAUGAUCAUAUGAAACAGCGAAGAGAAGUUGCUAAGACUGUGUUCUGCCUGGUAGUGAUUUUCGCCCUAUGCUGGCUGCCUCUUCACGUAAGCAGUAUUCUUAAAAAAACAGUGUAUGAUGGCAGAGAUCCAAACAGGUGUGAACUACUCAGCUUCUUUAUGGUUAUGAACUACAUUGGGAUAAAUAUGGCCUCACUUAACUCUUGCAUCAACCCCGUGGCACUCUACUUUGUCAGCAGGAAGUUCAAAAAUUGCUUCCAGUCCUGCCUUUGCUGCUGGUGCCACAGACCAACACUUACCAUCACACCCAUGGAUGAAAAAGGUUCUGGUGGAAAGUGGAAAGCCAAUGGGCAUGAUCUAGUCCUGGACCGAAGCAGUUCUCGGUUAUCUAACAAGUACAGCUCUUCAUGAAAAAUCUAAUAGCAGGCUAUUAGUCAUGAUCUUGGAAUGAACACCCAAUGUUUCUUCUUGACCUCAGUUCUGUUUAGUUUAGUGUUUCAGAGCUGUGACAAGCAGUUUAAUGACCUGCAUCCAUCCACCACAGAGCUGCAUUUUGGGAAAUACAUUCUUCUCAAACUUCAAAGGACUCUACUGUUUAUAUGAUGUUUAUAAAAUGAUUACAUACUGGGACACCGCCAUACAAGCUCCUUAUGUACAGUAUCAUGUUAUAAUCAUACAUCAAACUGACAAAUCUGAUUGGACAAAUAUCAUCCAAGUGACUGGAUCACUAGAAGUAUUGUUGACCUGGUUGGUAUUGAAUCUACUUAUGCAUAAAGUGUUGAGUGUAUUUGUGGGUGUGUAUGAGAGGAGAGAGAUACAGUUAUAGAAGCACUUAUUAAAAAGCAUAUUUGACCAAUCUUGCCAAUUCCACAACUGCUUUAUUCUAUGAACUGCAACUCCCAGUUUUCUUGCUUUAUAACCUGUAAUUCUUUAUUAUUGAACGUUAAAACCUCAAUCUGCUGCCGAGGUAGAAGGCUGUUAAGGGGUAACCAAACAACAGAGCUGGAUUUUGGCAGGAUAGUAAAGUCUUCAUGUGCAGCAAAGCCUAUCAAAGCAUUUUUUUUAUUGGAAAAAGAUGUCACAAUGUCAUAUAUAAAUGAAGUGGCAUUUUGGGACAUGGUGAGCAAUCUGAGCCAAAUGUUCAAUGUAAAAAGGUUUGAUAUGUAUCGCUUUGUUUGAAGUUGUCUAUUUAAAAAGUCUGCUCUAUUUUUGUUGUGGACCUUAUAACGAGCUAUGGCUGGCCUUGACCAAGAACCAAAAAAAUGCAGAGCUUAAGCCCAAGUGUGAUGAAAACUUGAGAGAUGCUGAAAAAAUGAAGGGCUGGAAUGGAUGAACUCAAUGGAUGAAGUCUCAAUGUAUGUUAAUUGUAACACAGCAAACAUAAAAACAAUCUUUUUUAACAGAUACUAAAAAGUGCAGCAUAUGGCCAAUGAAAAAAAAGUAUUCAUAAAGCCAAGAAAUAUAGUAGCACAGAGGUACCCAACCGCAGGGCCAAGGACCAGUAGUGGGCUGUGGGCUAUGCCGAACUGGGCACCUCUGGUCAUGGCUGCUAUAAUAGCUGCAAAAAAAAUUAAAAAGCCCACAAAUACCUGCAAUCCCAGAUCCCUGAUGUCACCAUGACAACAGCAAUGAUGAAGCCCUGGAAGCAUUUUACUGAUCGCCUGAAGGACCAAAAUACUGUUUGGACGGUAGCCUGAAAUGCUCCCACACAUGACAGGGAUUAUUCUUAAGGAGAUAAAAUAGUCACUUUACGUAGUACACAGAACGGUGGCAUGCUGCAUAGUUGCACAUACCCUCUGCAUAUUGAUCAUUGUCAGAAAAAAAAACAUUUUUAUACAAGGGCUCAAAUUCCUAGAUAUGUGCUACUGUCUAUAGUAUGUGUAGAUUUGAUAUGUUGUAAAUAGAUGUAUACCAAAAGUAUUUUGGACAAAUUUUUGUAGCAGUUACUAUGAUAUUAAUGCAGUUUGUGACUUUCCCUAUCAAUAGACCAAUCAUUGCUUUUCUUUCUAUUAUUAAACAGCUUAAUACCUGAA
This is a messenger RNA of Xenopus laevis (African clawed frog), 3134 nucleotides long. RefSeq names its product endothelin receptor B subtype 2 S homeolog (gene ednrb2.S). The record is from RefSeq and is marked provisional. Gene Ontology annotation, cellular component: plasma membrane; membrane. Gene Ontology annotation, biological process: blood circulation; developmental pigmentation; regulation of blood pressure. Lineage: Eukaryota; Metazoa; Chordata; Amphibia; Anura; Pipidae. Gene Ontology annotation, molecular function: endothelin receptor activity; G protein-coupled receptor activity.